AUGCCCGAAAGGUGUGGAACCAUAGAGUUCACCUGGACAGAUAAACAUUUCACGCCCGAAGAGCUGCUACCAUUGAGACCGCAGACCGAUGGCCUUGCCGUCGAUGCUGUGAGCCGUCUGCAGGCUUUCUCCGCAAAGAGCAAGCAAAGCAAUACGGGGCAAUGCUUUAGUCGAUUCGACAUGUACAGUGUUUCGAAGGAACACCGUGAAGAAGACAGCGGAACGGAAGUCCUCGUCAGAACCGGGGGCUUUUCUCUUCGAGUCAUGCCCGGACGAUUCCUCGAGACCUUCCUGUGGUUGUUGCAAGUGACAAUGGAUCUUAAAUCUAUUAAACCAGGUGGAGAGGGACACACUUCGACCGUGCGGCCUCGUCCACAGGAGCCGGAGGAUUUCCUCGCGCUGUUUCGAUACAUCGCCUAUGUCAUGGCGACUCCAGAUAGCUUCUUUGAUGGCACUGAACAGUCAAAGGUCACUAUGGAAAGUAUCAUGAUGUGCGAGCCUGAGCCAACAGAGUCCUCCAAGUCCAUUGGGGCGAACUUCGUCGCUGCUGUCCAGGAUUAUCCAGGCAUUAAUGUGUCCAAGCCAAUGAUCGAGGUUGAUUGUCGUGUAUUGAGCGGCGACGAGUUGGGGGAUAAGAUGGGAUUUUCCCAGCCUGCGGUUGUCCCCAACCUUUGA
Messenger RNA from Penicillium samsonianum, 675 nucleotides. RefSeq lists its product as uncharacterized. The transcript has 4 exons. NCBI's taxonomy places the organism in Eukaryota, Fungi, Ascomycota, Eurotiomycetes, Eurotiales, Aspergillaceae. The record is from RefSeq and is a predicted model, not a curated record. The coding region runs from base 1 to 675 and encodes 224 amino acids.